Molecule: messenger RNA, 974 nt
Organism: Schistosoma rodhaini
Lineage: Eukaryota; Metazoa; Platyhelminthes; Trematoda; Strigeidida; Schistosomatidae
Source: the annotation of a GenBank genome assembly
CUCUUUUAUACGUGCGUUACGUAAGGUGCAUAAUUAAUUUCCUCAUAUUAUUAACAAUUAACUUUCAAUCAGUUAGUAAACUUUUCAAUAGCUGUACAUUUACUUUGUCUUUAUAAGCAUGCCGAAAAAGGUAGCCAAAGUUGAUAACGUUGAUACAACCAAAGAAAUUUUUAAUCUUGAGUUAGAAGGAUUUCCGCCGGAUGUUAGUGAUCGUGAUAGCAUUACAAUCUUGUUGAAGCAUCUUUUCCCUAACAACUGUGUUAUCAAUGUUGACAAUCUUGCCGAAUAUAUUGUAACACAAGACUCAAUUGGUACUGUAGUUAAACCUACAUGUGAUGAUGAAAGCGAUGAUGAUAGUGACGAUGACAACAUAGUUUUUGCAGUGACCAGCGUAGUAGAUUUAAGCCAUGAAUCAGCUGUGAAACACUCUGUAGUCAAGGACCUUAGAAAUUUCAUUCUUGAGGGAGUAAAAGCCUCAAAAGACGUUCCGAUGAGAUGUAAGGUCGAAGAGCUUCUUGAUAAGGAUACGGACUGCAAAUCAUUUCUACUUAUUAAUGAACGGUUCGAAAACCUACCUCUUUCAAUUUGUGCUGAAGCUGUUUCUGCCUUACCAUCUGAAUUUAAAUCCUCUAAUUUACUUCCUACUCAUCUAUUCAUUAUAUCAUGGGCAUAUUCAGAAGAAGCCAAAGACAAUGAUAAGAAAUAUGAAUUCGCAUAUCCUGAAAUUGAAUUUAUUGUUCCCCAUGCUCUACACGUGUUGGAAUUAGAUCACAACAGUCUUACUCGUGAUGGUGCAAAGAUAAAACAAAGUAGCGAUGGCGAUGAUGAUGAAAGAACGAACGACUUUAAUACUUUGCUAUUGAUAGUUAUCCCAAUGGACAGAUUCCAUGAUAUGUUAACUUCCCUGGCUAGUCACGUGUAAAUAUACUGAGUUUGCAACUGUUGUUACUAUUUUUAAUGGAUGUGUAUCCGGG